CAAUUAAGCGCCAACCCAACGGUCACCCAGAAUGCUGUCAAAAUAGCACGCUCCACAAGCUUCGAGCUCCAGCUGCCUUCUUCCGUAGGAUCCUUCCUUCCGCUCCCAUCCAUGUCCUCCUCGUGUUUAUAAACUCCUCCCCACCCAAGCAAAGCAAAGCACCUCACCUCAGCACUACUCUUCCAAGUUCCAAGCAAGCUUCUGCCCGUUCCUUGGACCUCAGCUCUCACCACCAUCCUCGACAUCUAGGCAGCUCAGACACUCGAGGAAGGAGGAGAAAGAAGGAAUGGGGUUCGUGCUGGUGAUCUCCCUGCCCUUCAUAUUCUUCACCGUCCUGCUCGGCUUCGGCUGCUACUUCUUCGGCAAGCACAGGGGCCGCGAGGAGAUGCGCACCGGCGUCGGCGCGCAGAUCUACGGCACGCCGCUACCGCCGCCCGGCGCCCCCGCGCCUGUGCCGCCGUUCCCGAUGAAGAACGAGGGGCCAGAUGGCGUCUGAUUGAUCUAUCGGUCGAGCUCCUCCGGCUGGAACGCGACAGAGAGUUGCCGUGUUGAUCUUGAUUUUGCUGGGUUGGAUUGGACCUGUGUGAUAAUUUCUUGCUUGUGUUGUAUGGACCUGUGUGAUAAUUUGUAAUCACAGUUUGUGCUUUUUAUAUGAGAUGUGCAGAUCGAUGCAACUGAAUGGUUUGUGAUGAA
Messenger RNA from Brachypodium distachyon (stiff brome), 693 nucleotides. RefSeq lists its product as uncharacterized. The record is from RefSeq and is a predicted model, not a curated record. Bases 287 to 496 code for a protein of 69 amino acids. NCBI's taxonomy places the organism in Eukaryota, Viridiplantae, Streptophyta, Magnoliopsida, Poales, Poaceae. The transcript has a single exon.